AUGGGGAAGUACAAGCCUCCUAUAUUAAAGCGACUGGCUGAUCUGAACGCUCUUAAAUUGCAAGCCGGCCUUGAGUCAAAGAUUUCUGAAAAAUGGUUAAAACCUGACCUUAACUUGGCGACCUUGGCCCCUGGAAAGCCUCAUGCCAUAGUUGGGGAACCGGUACAAAUAGGGAGUUUUGGCGCCAUAUAUAGAGUGGUGUACAAUGAACUCAGGUAUGAAGUAGACGGCUCUGAGGGUCGCAAGAGAGAGGUCAACCCAGAGUUUGCAGCUAAGGUGAUAUGGAAAGGCAAGGACAUGAAAGGAAAAGAGAGGAAUCAACACGAAAGAGAAGACAUGAAAUUAAAAGUGCUGCAGGAAGCUAAGAACUUGAUGAAAAUGAGCCGCGAGCAUAGACAUAUUUUGACCUGCUACGGCGUGUUUGAGAGUAACGACUACUGGGUUCUUGUAACCGAAUAUGCCCAGCUAGGAGAUCUCUAUGACUAUUACCUCAACCUGGAUAACGACGAGCAUCGCGGUUAUCUCAUUGGCGAGCUCAUGCCACGACAUUUUAGGCAGGUGUCUAAAGCAAUUGUAUUUCUGCACCACAAAGAAUAUAUACAUCGAGACAUCAAGUUAGAAAACUUUUUCUUAUGCCUUAGAGGCGAUCCACUAAAAGAAGUCGUUGUUCUCGGUGAUUUAGCAUUGUACACAAAUUUAGUAAAAAUGGAAAAAUUCCGCGUCGGAGCAAAGGAUGUUUACGGAGCGGAGGGUGAAUAUGGGUCGCCAAAUUAUACUGCGCCGGAAAUGUUGCUGCAUCCCGAUAAGCCGUAUACAGAGGCAGUGGACAUGUGGUCCUUGGGAGCAAAUAUGUAUAUUUUCCCGUCCGAAAACUUCCUUUAUAAUCACGUUGCGAUAGAGCUUGGGAAAGACCCAGAAAAAUUCACUCCUCAGGAAGCGGCACGCAAAGUAGUAGAAAGUCAUGAGAAUUUAGACAAUGGCUCCAAGGGUUUGAUUGACGUACUCCUGAGUAAAGACCCGGAAGGACCAUCCUGGAUAAAGUUAAUGACUCCUGAUGCAAUCGAUUUCAUGCGAAAAUGCUUAGAGCUGGAUCCAAGCAAAAGAAUGACUGCAAAAGAAGCACUUGGCCACCCUUGGCUGAAUAUCAAAGGUGAAAAAGACGGCGUCAGUUGGGACUACGAUGCGAAAAAGGAAUUCAAAAGACUCGCAAGGAGGGCCGUUGCAGACCCGGAGAUACGUAAAAGGCUGCAAAGUCCAAGUGGCCGAUCCGAAUCUCGACAGCGAUCACAUGGAUUGACCUCAAAUGGAACUGACCCACAACUACAGGCUAUACGACAUCACACUGCUUCGCAGGCCUCCACAAAUCGUACUCAAAGCAGAGUUCCGAGCAAAUCAGAGGCACAUAGUACUGCAAAAGUCUCCCGUGUAGGAAAAGACCAGACGACUCCUACCGUUCGCACAACGAGCAGGGUUCUGAGUGAAGCAAAAGAACAUAGGACUAAAAGUGGUCUGAGUACAGGAAAAGACCGGACAGCUCCUACCGCUUGCACACCGACCAAGGUUCUGAGUGAAGCAAAAGCAAAUAGGACUGAAAGUAGUGCGAGCGCAAGGAAAGACAAGCCAGCUCCUGCCGCUCGCACAUCGAGCAAGGCACCGAGUGAAGCAAAGGGAAAUACGACUGCAAGAGAAUUAAGCGCAGGAAAAGACCAGACAGGACAGGUUCAUCAUCGUGUUGGCAGUAAUAACGCACCCAAGGCAAGUUCUUCCAAUGGCGGUAUAAAGGAGGGAGCAGAAGGAAUGCGCUCCAGACAUACUAGUCAAGUUGACAAGUGA
Molecule: messenger RNA, 1833 nt
Organism: Fomitiporia mediterranea MF3/22
Lineage: Eukaryota; Fungi; Basidiomycota; Agaricomycetes; Hymenochaetales; Hymenochaetaceae
Product: kinase-like protein
Exons: 9
Coding region: 1-1833 (610 amino acids)
Biological process (GO): mitotic DNA damage checkpoint signaling; protein phosphorylation
Cellular component (GO): nucleus
Molecular function (GO): ATP binding; protein serine/threonine kinase activity
Source: RefSeq, a predicted model, not a curated record